Messenger RNA from Haliotis rufescens (red abalone), 1325 nucleotides. RefSeq names its product pollen-specific leucine-rich repeat extensin-like protein 2. The record is from RefSeq and is a predicted model, not a curated record. NCBI's taxonomy places the organism in Eukaryota, Metazoa, Mollusca, Gastropoda, Lepetellida, Haliotidae. The transcript is spliced from 3 exons. Bases 9 to 1325 code for a protein of 438 amino acids.
AACGGCUAAUGGAGCCUAGAUUAGAUUGUGCCCCUGUAUACAGCUCCUACAACCUGGAGCAAGUUGCCACUCCCCCUAUAUACAGCUCCUACAACCUGGAGCAGGUUGCCACUCCCCCUUUAUACAGCUCCUACAACCUGGAGCAGGUUGCCACUCUCCCUAUAUACAGCUCCUACAACCUGGAGCAGGUUGCCACUCCCCCAUUAUACAGCUCCUACAACCUGGAGCAGGUUGCCACUCCCCCUUUAUACAGCUCCUACAACCUGGAGCAGGUUGCCACUCCCCCUUUAUACAGCUCCUACAACCUGGAGCAGGUUCCCACUCCCCCUUUAUACAGCUCCUACAACCUGGAGCAGGUAGCCACUCCCCCUUUAUACAGCUCCUACAACCUGGAGCAGGUUCCCAUUCCCCCUUUAUACAGCUCCUACAACCUGGAGCAGGUAGCCACUCCCCCUAUAUACAGCUCCUACAACCUGGAGCAGGUUGCCUCUCCCCCUUUAUACAGCUCCUACAACCUGGAGCAGGUUGCCACUCCCCCUUUAUACAGCUCCUACAACCUGGAGCAGGUUGCCACUCCCCCUAUAUUCAGCUCCUACAACCUGGAGCAGGUUGCCACUCCCCCUUUAUACAGCUCCUACAACCUGGAGCAGGUUGCCACUCCCCCUAUAUACAGCUCCUACAACCUGGAGCAGGUUGCCGCUCCCCCUUUAUACAGCUCCUACAACCUGGAGCAGGUUGCCACUCCCCCUUUAUACAGCUCAAAACACCUAGAGCCGAUUUCCACGCACCCUUUAUACAGCUCCUACAACCUGGAGCAGGUUGCCACUCCCUCUUUAUACAGCUCCUACAACCUGGAGAAGGUUGCCACUCCCUCUUUAUACAGCUCCUACAACCCGGAGCAGGUUGCCACUCCCCCUAUAUACAGCUCCUACAACCUGGAGCAGGUUGCCGCUCCCCCUUUAUACAGCUCCUACAACCUGGAGCAGGUUGCCGCUCCCCCUUUAUACAGCUCCUACAACCUGGAGCAGGUUGCCACUCCCCCUUUAUACAGCUCCUACAACCUGGAGAAGGUUGCCACUCCCCCUUUAUACAGCUCCUACUGCCUGGAGCAGGUUGUCACUCCCCCUUUAUACAGCUCAAAACACCUAGAGCCGAUUUCCACACACCCUUUAUACAGCUCCUACAACCUGGAGAAGGUUGCCACUCCCCCUUUAUACAGCUCAAAACACCUAGAGCCGAUUUCCACACACCCUUUAUACAGCUCCUACAACCUGGAGCAGGUUGCCACUCCCCCUUUAUACAGCUCCUACUCUCAAAACACCUAG